CUAUUCCGGCUGUCUGCUCCGCGGUGCUGUCAUCUGGCGGGUCGUGUGGGAGGCUGUGAUGCGGCGGUGUGCGAGGCGAGACGGCGGAUAAAGUGGGGUGGCGAGUUAUGUCUUUGGAAUCCCGGCCCAGCAAUUCGCUUUUCAAGCGAAAAGAGCAGCUCAAGCGCUGGGAGGACUCCGAGACGAACCUCGAGAGCGCCGAGCCGCCGCCGGACAAGGCGCCCCGGAUCAAGUUCAGCGAUGGUUGCGUGUUCCUCGCCGCCUGCGCCGCCGGAGAUACGGCCGAAGUCGAGCGUCUGCUCGUCGCCGGUGCCGACAUCAACACGACGAACGUCGACGGGCUCACCGCGCUGCACCAGGCAUGCAUCGAUGACAACAUGGCGAUGGUGGAGUUCCUUGUGGAGCACGGGUGCGACCUCAACCUCGGUGACAAUGAGGGCUGGACGCCGCUCCAUGCUACAGCCUCCUGUGGCUUCGUCAGCGUGGCCAGGUACCUGAUUGAGCAUGGAGCAGACGUCUCCAGAGUAAACAACGAUGGUGACCUGCCCAUUGACAUCGCCGAGUCCGAGGAGAUGGAGGAGUUACUGCAAGCGGAGAUUGACAGGCUCAAUGUGGACUGCGAAGCGGCUCGCAACGAGGAGGAGCGGCUAAUGCUGGAGGACGCCAAGCAGAUGCUGAACAACAACCGGGUGCCAGACAAGGUGCACCCCAAGACGGGCGCUACCUCCCUUCAUGUGGCGGCUGCCAAGGGCUACCUCAAGGUCAUGAGCGUGCUGAUCCAGGCCGGCGUGGACCUGAACGCUCAGGACGUGGACGGCUGGACGCCCCUGCACGCUGCUGCACACUGGGGGCAGAAGGCAGCCUGCCGUCUGCUUUGCGAGAACCUGGCCAAUAUGGCGCUGCCCAACUACGUGGGCCAGACGUGCUUUGACCUUGCCGACCCUGAAGUGCUGCCUGUGCUAGAGGAGCUUCGCAAGAAGCAGGACAGCAUGCAGAAGGAGCGUCCUGAAAUCCAGGAGAUCCUGGAGCGUAAAGCGCAGCGGCCGCCGCCCCUCAAACGUCGCACAUCCGUCACGCGCAUGAGUCUGGCCGACAAGAACAGCGUCGUGGUCAAGGACACCUCGUCUGAGCGCACCGCCAUCGAGUCACAGCUCCUGCUCGCCAAAGUCGACGAAGAGGCUGAGCGCAAGUCAGAGGAGCGGGAGAUCCGGUUGCACCCAAGCUCACCCGAGGAGCGGCAGGUGGCACGAAAGAACGAGGUGAACCGGGCAGUGAGCAACGCAUACCUGGGCACCGACGCCGCUGCGGACAACAAGCCGAAGCUGCAGCCGGAGAAGGAGGAGGAGGUGACGCUGGCACUGAGGCGGCUGCGGCGGCCGAGUCCCGACAACGCGGAGCCGGUCUCUGCGGAGGUGACGGUCACCCACCCCGGGCUGGCCCCGAGGAGCGUCGAAUCACCGCCUGUCACCGUGGCAACCAUCACCAUCGACGACAAGAAGAAAGAGCCUUCACCACCUGCAGAAAUUGUCACGCUUCGAAAACCUCUCCGGGUCAGCGCCGACAGCGGGGUAACGGAGGUUACGACCUCCGCACCAUCCACCCCGCCCACCGACAACACUCCAAAAAGGACCUUUGUGCUCCCAGUACGGGACGAGGAAUCUGAAACACAGAGGAAGGCCCACGCAAAGAGAGUCAGAGAAACAAGACGGUCGACGCAGGGCGUCACGCUAGAGGACGUCAAAUCGGCUGAGCAGCAGCUGCUGAAGCGGCAGCAGGAACUCGAGGACAAGAAGGAGGACAAGCCGCCCCCGCCAACAGUCAUAGGCGCGGCGCCCGUCUCCACGACAACCACGACCACCACCACCACUACCACCACAACAGAAGAGCUGGUGCGCCGGCAUUCCUGGAGGAACAGGGACAAGGAGGAAGAACCGCCCGCAGUCCGAGUAGUACCCAGCAGUCCCGAAACAGCUCCGGUGGUGACCUUCUCCAUGCCCAGGGCGCGAAGUCAAAGGGGAGUGACGGCUACCCCAGCUCCCGAGGUCAGCCACACAGUCACCGUCCCCAUUCGGCCACGGGGCAUCGUGGACGACACGGCGAUCACCGCCAGGGAAGUGGGUGACGGAGACAAGGACGAUACCAAGACCAACACGCAGUCAGCGAUUUCAAGGCGAAGGCGGCCAAAGCGGAGAUCGACAGGCGUUGUAUACCUUGAAGGAGACAAUAUUGGUGGCCAGGAAUCUUCGGCAGACCAGGAAGGAUCGGAUCGGGAUAAACUGAGGAUAGGCGCUGUCAACGACCUUUCCAACGACGCAGAGAGCACCCCAGACACGGUUCGGGGUCGCAGUGGAUCUGCAGGCUCCGUAGCGGACAGCACCAAAUCCGAGACAGAGUCACGGCUCAGCAGCAGUGCAGCCAGCCUUCAGGACGAUGACGAGCUUGACUACAAAAAGCUCUACACUGAACUGAAGGAGGACUACAGCAAACUGAAAGGCAAGCUGUCUCGGACCGAAGACGAGCUUGAAACGACGAGACGUCAGCUCGAGAAGGCACAGUUGAACAAUCGGAAUUCACUCAGCGAUGCUGAGAAGAGGGAACGUCGAGCACUCGAGAGGAAAAUCUCUGAAAUGGAGGAGGAGCUCAAGCAAUCGGAACAGCUGCGAGCCGAAAAUGCACGGCUCCGUGAGGAGAAUGGUGCCCUGAUACGCGUCAUCAGCAAGUUGUCCAAGUAACCCUCUCCCCGUUCCCUACCCCUCGGCAGAGGCGGCACCGUCGUCCUCCUGCAAAACUUCGUCUUCGCUUGUCCAUCGAUCCAUCUCUCCGCUGCCGGGAACGAGAGAAUGCUGAGCGCUUGUUCGCUCUUCGCUGGCCGCCGUCGUUUUUGUUGUUUGCCUGCUGCCUCGUUGUUGGCUUGACUCGACCUUCUCUCGGCCUAAAUCGGCACACCGAGUGACCUUUUCUGGAACGAAUGCUUCAGCGACCUCAGCAAUUCGUGUGUAGAGAAAUCUGAGCCACCUGUACACUCCAAAGAAAGCUUGCACCCUCAGGGGCUCAUCCUGUCGCCAAUGAUAAUUGUCAUCCAUAUUUCAUGCCUUUACAUUCUUCAACACAGCACACUCAGUUCUUUUCUGUAACAAGUGGCAAGCUCGUGGCAGUAUGACAUGGCAUGUGUGACAGGAAAGUCGUGAGUACGGAGUGCUAAAGAAAGGAAAUGCUCACAAGACUGGUGAACGAUUUGGCGACAAGAUAAACCCCAGAGGCUGUAAAAUUUCUUUAGUGUAUAGUAUCUUGUACAGCGGUCGGGUCAGCGCGCAGUUCCCAGGAACGUUGGCAUGCCUGGAGUGUGUUUUCAAGUGCGUUGUCAUGUGUGGCAUUUAGGUGAUGUUUGGAAUUCUGUUUUUCUUCUUCCUGUACGCUGUCUGUGGCUACACAACCGCCACUCACUUCUGCCUUGCUCGGUGUUCAAACUUCUAACCUCUCCUGCAGGCAGUGCUGCCAGUUUAGCUGACUUUAAACCUGUUUAGUGAGGAAAGAAAGAUGGUUUUAGCGUUUUUAGCAGGUAGGUUUUUGUUGUGCAUUUUCAAAAGUAUUUUCAUCAUUCAUAGCAGAUUCCAAAUGAUUGUUUGGCAACUGAAUCCCUGCCAGAAAUAUUAUUCCUGAUUUUGAAUUCUUGUCAUUGGUAAUACAUUGUCAUUGUUUUGUGUUUGAUGGCUGAUUGACUCCCUUUGAGGCAAACCCAAUUAAGCAGGGUGAAAAAAGCCUGAUUAGCAUAUACUGUAAAUUUAGUUGAACCAAACUUGGCAUGAAGUCAGUGUCAGUAGACUUAAAGGCAGGAUUCUUCAACAUGAAAGCACUGAAUAAUUUUUCAUCAAACUAGUUGAAGUGUUAGCAUUUGCAGUAGUGCAGUGGUAUGCAGAGCACCAUCAAGCAUUGAUUACUCAACACCUUAAGCCAGAGUGCAUAAAGGAAUCAUUUAGUGUUUAUGCUGUUUUAUUUAUUUUGUGAUGUCCAUAUUAAGGUGCAUCAGGAAUAGUAAAUGGAAAUGUGAAUUGCUUCUCUUGAGAUGAACAAAAUUUCACAGUUCCUUCGAGAUUAUGUAAAUGGGAGUCUAUAGACAUUACAGUGAAACCUGUUUGUGUACUUAAAAUUCCGACCUUGUUUCGUGGAGCAUAGAAAAGUUUACAGGAUACUCAUAGGAGCAACAAGUAGCCCUAAAAGGUGACUCUUCUGGUGCUUAAUAGUGCUCGUUAACUAUAUUUGAUCGUACUUCUUGCUGAAGUUUUGCUUCACAUGUUCACAAAGGUAUUUAGCUCAAUUUAGUGGAUUUCAAGCAUUGAUUUUAACGGGCUGCUUGGCAAUGAAAGAUGGCAGCACUGCCUGCAAGUGAGCUUAGCUGCGUGGCUGGUCACUGCCGGGUAAGUACUUUGAGGAGACAGUACCUGUGCACCCAAGCAAGUGCAGCACCAUUUUGCCGCGCUCAGCUGUCACUUUCCUAUCUUCUGCACCAGCAGGUUGGAAACUUCAUUCAGUGUUUGUAAAGAAUGGACCCAGUACUGGCCAGUAGGAACAAAUUCAAAGCCCUGUGAUAACUGAAGCGAGAUUGCAGUUAUGUUGGAACUGACGUCCAUCGAGCAUUCAUAUGGCAGUCCUGCAUCAAGGCCUCAACAGUGGUCCUUGUUGCAACCAAUGCGGCAAGGGGUUUCUCGGUCAUGUUAAGGUGAGAUCGCGCAUGCAUCAAGUUCUCGCUAGACUGGCACGGUUUUAGCUGAAUGUUUCAGCAAGUUGCUGUCACGAUAGAUUUUUUUCUCCAAAUGCUCGCAGCUGGUGCAGUGUUAGACUGCUCUGAAGUGAGCACAAUUUGAAUUUAAAGCGGGUCAGUGUGUUUCCUGACAGCUUCUGAGACAGCUCGCCGAGCCUGAAGAGCCGAGAUGUGGGCCAGCUAGACAUGUGGUGACAAAUGUCUUUGUAAGACCAUAGUUUGUCAGGCACAGUUUCGCUGAAUAAGACCCUCGCUGCAAAGCGAUUGUGAAAGAAGUGCUGAGAGGUGUGAAUAAGCCAGACAAUCUUGGUUGUGCACAGUCUACAUUAGGUGAGACCUGUCUUGUUUAACGAAGUAUGUAUGCAGUUGCAAUGAUGCAACUGUGGAAAUGCGAGGCACGUGACUCGAUAGGCGGCAGACAGAUUAUUGCAGUGCAUGCGAUUUUGUUAAAGAGAGUGCAGAAGUGCUUAAAGCCUGGUCCUUCCCCUGCACAGAGCAUUGAAAGAAGCAGCGUUGACGAGAGUUUUACAGCCACAACCCUUCAUUUCUUCCUUUUUUGUCUAGUCUGAUGUACAUGGGUUGCUUGUGCUCUUGCUCAUCUGUUGCCCAACAACUUUCAUCCUUAGGGCAUAUGCUUGCUUUUUAGCUGCUGUGAUGCAAUCAUCACUUCUGAUUGGUGCAGUGUUAAACAGACAGUGGGAACGCGAAAAUGGUGGCACCAGUGUUGUCAUGGCUGCCAUUGUGACUUCAAUUUGCCUAGAAAAGUGAAUCUACAACCAGGGUCUUUGCAUUGUGCUUGCGUUACACUGGUAAACUCUUGUUUCUGGUCUGGUGCCUAAUCAGGCAUGGUCAUUGGUAGUAGAAUUCACCCCAGCCACAACUCUUCAGUCAACAUUUUAGUUAGUUUUUUUUUUUUUCGCAUUUAGUAAUGUCAGACUUUCUGGGGUUUAUAGGCUGUUAUUAAAUGGUUGCCACAAACUUUUCUUUUGGUUGUUGGCCAUACAUGACAAGGGACAUAGUGUUGCUUCUCAACAUUGUACUUGUCAAAGUUGUAAAAUUGUGCUUAAUCAUCAUUCUUCUGCUGGAUGCUACUUUGUAAUUGCUCGUGCAUUUGUGCUGCUCCCUGGCUGAAAAGUUGCCCCGCGUGCUGUCGUGCACAUGCAUGCCUUUUUUUUUUUUUCACACCACGCUUCGCUGUUUUUGGCAAAAGCUACUUUAAGACGAGAUUUGUGUGCAACGCUGUAAUUGACAAGCAUUGUUAUUUUGUUUCAUUCAUUUGGCUUUAUUUGCAUUGAAGGAACGUCUACACCUUUAGGCAUUUUUACGGUAGCCCAAAUAUUUUUUUUUUCCUUUCAGAGGUUGUAACACAAAAUGUGUGAAUUUUCUUUUUUUCUCAUUUGUAAGGUCUGGUAAAAUGUGCGUGUAUGUGUAUGUCAAAAUUAGUAAGCAGUGGUGAGGCACCUUGUUUUAUGAAUCGAUGAAAAGCCCAAUUUUAAGACCUGUGCACGUGACAGGAGAGCGUUUACUCUUCUUCUAGGUUCUUUUGUGAGGUUUUAUUGUGAGGCUGAUAUGUGCCUGUCAUAUGCUAUAAUUCUGUCACACUGAGAAAUGGUCUGCACUGAAAUUAAGAAAGGUGACGGGUGUUAAGUAUUGGUUACUCUGUCAGGUCGCUAUAUCAUUGUAUUCGCCUUAGUCGCAACCUAGGGCAGUCUAUCACAUUUCUGGAGACCUGACUAGUAAACAACACCAAGCCGCCAAACGACGAGCUUUUGCCACUUGCAAGACCCAAACCCUAGUGCCAUGAAAUAUUUGUUCCUAAAUGAGCCGUUGGAGAGAAUGUACUGGAUGUCGACACCAACCUUUCUCGUCCAGCGCAUCUCAUGCACAUGUCUUUGUUCGUGCAAGACUAUAUUUCGUGUACUUUCAGGCUGCACAGACCGCUCGGAUGUGAAAAACAUAUAUAGAAGCGUUGCGCACUUGUGUGUCACUUUAGUUGUCUAUGCACUUGCAGCCUUUGGGCAAUUGUCAAGAACAAAACACCACGCAUGGCAGGAGUACAUUAAUAAAUCGCAGGUCGCCUUUCCCAACUCUACACAUGAAUGCGCUCUAUUCUGUACAUACCUUUCCUGCCUGGCCAGCAUGUCAGUAUCUUGCACACUGCAUCAUGUCGCAUCAUGACAUGCUGCGCACUAUGGUGCCUUGGACUCUACAAAGCCAAUUGAGCAUUAUAGCCCGUUUUUACUUAAAAAAGUCUUUUUUGGAGACUGCACCUUUACCGAAGUUUUGUGUAACUCAUAGUACAACAGAGUGUCGUGUUUUCAAAGAGUCGCGAAUAUGGUAGUUGGCAGAGCUUUUCUUUUUUUUUGCUUUUGCAUUCGCCAGUGGCUGCUCUCUCAGCCUACUACAGUUAUUUGUUCUGAUUGCAAAGAAUGUGUGUGUAUGUGCGUGUGAUGCUGCGGUUUAUAAGCGGCUACGUGCCGAGGUUGAGGCAUAGCUCAAGUAAAACUGCAGACUUCUCCGCAUUGUAGAACAGGACAGUGAAGCAUUUUCGACGUGGACGUUUAAUAUAUUUAUUUAUGAAGCGCCUGCACAUGUGGACUGCAGUGUUUUUACCCAUGCUGUGUUUUUCGUUCAGUUUAUCCCACCCACCCUCUGCCCUUCCCUGUCGCUUGAUAUAUUCCCUGGACAGAACGAACUUCGCUGUGCCUGUGUUGUACGAAGUGUUUUAUUGAAGUCGUGGGCGCUCAUUCCUGCGAAGGAAUUUCAGUGUCUCCUCUCAGAUGAAUGUUUGUAAUAAAAGUUUUUUUUUUUCUUUGUGA
This is a messenger RNA of Dermacentor andersoni, 7578 nucleotides long. It is a transcript of the gene Mbs, whose product is annotated as Myosin binding subunit. Gene Ontology annotation, cellular component: cytoplasm. The record is from RefSeq and is a predicted model, not a curated record. NCBI's taxonomy places the organism in Eukaryota, Metazoa, Arthropoda, Arachnida, Ixodida, Ixodidae. Gene Ontology annotation, biological process: signal transduction. Gene Ontology annotation, molecular function: enzyme inhibitor activity; protein kinase binding; phosphatase regulator activity.